CUGUUUGGCACAAUUUUAACGGCCGCGGAAAAGGAAACAACGGAAAUUGGUGUCGCCGCGGACAGUUAAAGUUAAACGUUCAGUACUUACCGUACUCUGUGAUUCGGCAAAGACGUUAUAUUAGAGUAGUGUUCCAAAUCAGACAAGUGCGGAGCACGCGAAAACUUCCGAGAAUCGUUUGCUUCAGAAAGCUCGGCGAAAAGAGCGAUCAGCUAGCGGAAGCAAAACACAAAUCGUUGUCGAGCUUGCAGUUUUCCAUUUUCAAUUACCCAUUUUCAAUUACGUUCACUUCUGUUCUGGCCACGAAAUAUUUUUGUGUUGUAUUCGGUUCAUUCGGUUUUAUAAUUUUUUUGAGUUGCAUUUUGCACAAGUGUUGAAGACAGGCCAACGAGCUGAUAAAACAAGAUGUAAAAGUAGAGCCAUUAGCCACUAGCCACUAGCCAAAACCCAUCGACAAUUUUCGCGUGGUCGCAGCCAGUCUGUGAGCCGCCACAGAGCGGUGCUAAUCAUCGCUAAACAAACGCUGAAAAGCUUUGGCCGUUCUCCAUCGCCUGGUCAUGCCUCAUCACCAUCAAACGAACAGCCACAACCAUUUGACAUUUUUAAAAUCAAAUUACAAAUUCAAACGCAGAGAAAUGCCGACGAUCCGCGCACUUCCUGUGGCAUCAGCGGAAGCGCGUACACCACCGAACCAAUUAGCGGCAACAAUGUCAAAGACGUCAGCAGCAUCAGAAUCGGCCGCAACGGCAGUGGCAUCGACAUCGACGACAACUACUAGCCACAAAAGUAGAUCAAUUCUAAGUUUAUUUAUAGUAAUCGCAUGGAACUCUCUGCAAGAAUUGGCCAGUGACGGGAAAGACGAUGGCUGUGUCAGGGCUGCUGGCGACCAUGGCCGUGACGUCAAUGCGGACCGAGUGAGACAUAGACGCACGCCCGGUACUCGCGAUCCAAGUGACGAGGUGUCAAUGGCACGUGAACACCAUAAGCAGCAAGGCAAACAGAAGCCCCUAUCUGGUUCUAGUCCACAUCGGAGGAGGAGCCGCCUGCGAGCCACUUCUCAAGCGGUGUCGAUGGCUCUGUUUGCUUUAGGAUUGCUGCUACUGAAUAUGCGGCCGGCGGCGGCCGGCACCUGCUGGCAGACCCACCUGGGCAGCGGCAAGUGCAGCCAGAUAUUCUCCACGAACAUCACCAAGUCGGAAUGCUGUGGCGCCAGCCAGACCUUCUCCUACACCGAUCGCGAGCUGAGCAGCGUGGAGUACUUCUUUGCGACGGCCAUCGGAGGCGGCGUCGAGUGCGCUCCGUGCAUUGUGUCAUUGUAGGAGCCCCGCGCGCCCAGUCGUCCCUGGAGUCACAGCGCCAGAUCAAUGAGACCGGCGCCAUUUACAGGUGCUCCUUGAGUACCGGCUCCUGCAACCCAUAUGUCCUCGAUCCCAAUGGAAACCGAGACGCUCCGUUCAGCGAGUACACCUACGACUCGGAGCGAAAGGACUUCCAGUGGCUGGGUGGCUCGAUGGACGGCGGCACUAGCGACGCGGACAAGCUUCUGGUUUGCGCCCCGCGAUUUUAUGCUCCCAGCACAAAGGAUUACCAUAUGCAUGGAGUUUGCUACUGGGUGAAAAACACCCUGGCUGGCAGUCCGGAGCACGUCAAUCGGAUUUCCCCGUUGCGGCUAAAGACGGAUCAGGUGGUGCAGGAGAACAACGAAAUCAACUUCUACUACAUACUCGGCGAGCUGGGACUGAGUGCUCAUGUUUCGGACGACAACAGCAAAUUUCUAAUUGGUGCCCCGGGCAUAUAUACCUGGAAGGGAUCGGUGAUACUCUAUGGGCGAGUGGACCCUGCAGAAAACCCAAGCGUCAGCCGGCGCGACACGAGCAGCGCUUUGCGCCGAAAGACUCGGGAAAGCGACUCCAAUGACUACACACCCGACAACUUUGUCCCGGAAAUUCCCAAGCCACAGAACUGGGGUCAACAGGAUGACUCCUACUUUGGCUAUUCUGUGGCCUCUGGUUACUUUGACAGCACGAACCUAACCACUCUGCUGUACGUGGCCACCGCUCCGCAGGCCAACAGACAAUCCGGCGAGGCAUAUAUAUUCGAUGUUCUGGGCAAGACCAUAAAGAAAUUCCACGUGUUCCGUGGAGAGCAGUUUGGGGAGUACUUCGGCUAUUCGGUCCUCGCCGAGGAUCUCAACGGCGAUGGAAGGACGGAUGUGGUGAUUUCAGCCCCCCAACACUCCCAGGAAGACUCGCACGACAACGGUGCCAUCUAUGUUUUUAUCAACAAGGGCUUUUUCAAUUUUGAGUCGAAACUGCUGCGAUCGCCCAUUGCCAGCAAGGCACGCUUCGGGACUACGCUGACCCGCCUGGGAGACAUUAAUCACGAUGGCUACAAUGAUAUCGCUGUCGGGGCGCCGUUUGCGGGAAAUGGAUCGGUUUUCAUCUACCUGGGUAGCGAGCACGGUCUGCGGAACCAGCCCAGUCAGCGGCUGGAUGCGCCUUCGGGCAAACCUUCAAAGUAUGGAGAACAUAUGUUUGGCCACGGCCUCUCCCGUGGGUCCGACAUCGACGGCAAUGGAUUUAAUGACUUUGCAAUCGGAGCUCCGAAUGCUGAGGCCGUGUAUUUGUAUCGUGCCUAUCCUGUUGUCAGGUUAAAAGCUACUGUAAAAUCACAGUCGCGUGAAAUCAAGCCGGAGCAGGACAAGGUGGCAAUCACAGCCUGCUACGGAAUAACCACAACGGCCACAGCGCCGGCAGUCCAGAAGCAGGAGAUGACCAUACGCAUCGUCAUCGAUUCACAGUUGAAACGGGCCAAGUUUACUCAGACUCAAAGCCAUGAAAUGAGCUUCACAGUCGACGCAGGACUGACUGAGCAGUGCAGAGUCUUUGAGUGCGUUGUGCGCUACAGCGAGAAGGACAUAUUCACACCCAUCGAACUGGAGAUGCAAUACGAACUAACAAAGAAAGUCCCUGAUUCUGAGGAUUUCUGCGAGACCUGUGUCGCUGUUGAUCCCGCAGAGCCGAAGGUCUACACUGAGAAGAUCAUAUUCAGCACGGGUUGCGCAACUGAUAUUUGUAUUGCAGACUUACAACUGAAAAGCAAGGAUGUGAGCCCUACCUACACCUUGGGGAGUGGCAAUACUCUCCGCUUGAACUACGAGAUCACCAACAACGGAGAGACCGCCUAUCUGCCACAAUUCAAUGUGACGAGCGUGCCCCACUUGAGCUUUGCUCAGAUACCGGGCAAUUGCCGGGUUAGCGACACUGGAAUGGUCUGCGAUCUGAACCGGGGGCGACCGCUGGCCAAGGGAGAUAGGGAUGGCAUUACUAUUAGCUUCGAUGUAAGCUCUCUGAGUGGUUUAGCACUUAUAAUAAACGCCGAGGUGUUCAGUACGGGAUAUGAAAAGAAUCCCAUGGACAACAGGCAGACCAAUGUGAUCAGCCUGAGGGAGUACACCGAGAUAGACGCCACUGGGGGCCAAAUAAAUGGCCAAAUUGACUUGGAACACUACAAAAACUCCGCGGAAAUAAUCAACAAUUACGAGAUUAAGAGCAAUGGCCCCAGUAUUAUCGACGACUUGACAUUGUCCUUUCAUAUACCUAUAGCGUAUAAAAUUGCUGGAUCAACUGCCAUCAUACCCAUCAUCAACAUGACCACAUUGAAGAUGCAGGCUACCUACGAUGCUCAGCUGCUGGGUAUAGAGCUGUUCGAUCAGAACAACACCAUGCUCAUCCUAGAUCCAAUAGAAAUUUCCUCCACGCGCGGCAUCCAGAGUACGGAGCGAACGGUGAUUAGACAGAAUGGACAGGGAUACGAUAUUACCACUAGUGGUCAUAUACACCAGUCUUGGCAAGAGCUGGACUCUGAUAUGGUGGCUACCGCUUCCAUGACGCGCAAGCGGCGUGAUCUCAAAGCGGUGACUGCCAACCGCGAGCAGUACGCUCGCAUCUCAAACGCCAAAGCGCACGACCUGCUCAGCGAGGACUUUAAGGGCAAGUUGCCGGUGAAUCGCACAAUUGUAUUUAACUGCAGGGAUCCAGACAUGACGAUCUGCAUCCGAGCCGAGAUGCGUGUCUACAACUUUAGAGCGGAUAAGCCUGUCAACCUGAAUGUUCGUUACUCUGUUGACCUCAAUGAAGUCAAUGCCAUUUUAUUGGAUCCAUGGGAGUACUUUGUCAUCCUGACCGAUCUGGACUUGUUGAAGAAGGGAGACCUGUCCGGCAGCUCGUAUUCCAUCAAUCGGAAGAUUGAGCCAAAUGUGAUAUCCAAACAUCUGCAGUCACGCCUGCCCAUCUGGAUCAUAAUUGUAUCCAUUAUCGGUGGCUUGCUUCUGCUCUCAGCGAUAAGCUAUGCCCUCUAUAAGUUCGGGUUCUUCAAUCGAGCCAAAAAGGAAGAACUGAAUAGACUGGUGAAGCAGAGCCCCGACGAACCCGAGGCUGAGAACCUAAAUAGCGACGGUAAUAACUAACUUUAUUCAAGAGUUUGGCCGAAAACAAGCUGCAAAUUUCAGCAGAUACCAAAUCCUAAUAUUAUUACUUGAAGACGCCAUUACAAAUUGUAUGUUUACUAAGUAUGUGUGUUCUACAUGCAUUUAAAAAGAAAGCGAAAUCGAUCUACGAUAGUCCUCACAAUUUAUAUGAAAGGGUGCAACUUUUAAACCGCGAAAGCAUUGAAUGUUCUUGUUGGUUUGACUUCCUAGUGGUCUACGAUAAGUGCCUUGCAAUUUAUAUUUUAACGACAACUAUUUUAUAUAAAAAAGUGCCUCGUGUGCAACACAGACUUGAUUGCCAUUUGUUGUAAAUAUUUAUUAAACAUUUGUAAUAAUACAUUUUUUGAAUAGUUUUACUAGUUCUAAGUAACGUUACAAGGCGACGUAAAAGACUUUAUUAAUGUGUAAACAACUGUAAAACCGAAACUAGAUUAUUUUGCGCACAAUACAGCUUUUGUAUAAACUCUUAUAGUAUUAUGUUAGAAGAAGUAUUAAAUAAAAAUUCAUUUUAUAUUACAUGACAAAAA
Messenger RNA from Drosophila pseudoobscura, 5016 nucleotides. RefSeq names its product scab (gene scb). Lineage: Eukaryota; Metazoa; Arthropoda; Insecta; Diptera; Drosophilidae. Bases 1199 to 4468 code for a protein of 1089 amino acids. The record is from RefSeq and is a predicted model, not a curated record. Gene Ontology annotation, molecular function: integrin binding. The transcript has 10 exons. Gene Ontology annotation, cellular component: integrin complex; external side of plasma membrane. Gene Ontology annotation, biological process: cell adhesion mediated by integrin; cell-cell adhesion; integrin-mediated signaling pathway.